AUGGACGGCGCACGAGGAAGCAAUCGCCGCAUCAACAGCUUGCAGGCCCGCGAGCGUCUGCAGCGAAGGGGCUCUUCGACCGCCCGCAACAAACGCCCCGUCCCUGCCCAAGAUGCGUACCUCUACGCCCUGCGCGCCGCAUAUCUCGCAUAUCUCCUCCAGCCGCGCCAGAAACGGGUGCAGCAUGUGCCGGCCGCUCCCAAGGCCGUGCAGCGCUCCUCGACCUCGGUCAAUGAUCUCCUCAAGGACUUCUCGCUGAUUCGCGACUCCAAGAGCACUCGCUUCCCCCAUGGCUUCAUGGGCGAACUGGACAAGCGCAUCACCAAAGUGCUCAUGGGCGUGGAGCGCAUGCCAGAGUACAAGGACGCCACCGUCAAACGCACCUUUGCCGUCUUCCUCAAUGCCUUCAAGGACCCUUCGUUCCGCAAAAACAUGGACAAGGACCGCCGAGUCGAGGAUCUGUUGCUGAUCUUCUACUCCAAUGCCACCAAGGAGCUGCAAAAAGGAAAGCCUCCGGGCGACGACAGCUGGAAGCUCAUGGUCGACCGACAUGUCGCCCUCUUCCUGCGACUCAUCAGCUCGACCCUCAAGGACAAUGACUGGACCAGGGAAAGGCCAGAGCUCACCCAGAGACUGACGACCAUGGAGAAGAAGCUCCUGGUCCACGAUCAGGAUCUCGCCUCGGAGAACCAGCGGAACGGCGGACAAGGCGGCACCACCGUCGAAGUCGAGAUUCCACGCACCUACGAGGUCAAAGAUAUGCCACUAGUUCUCGUGGUAUCGCGCAUCUUCGGCAUUGCCUACUCGGAUGUACAAGCAGACAUCAACCGAUACAAAGCCGUGUGGACAGAGAAGGCAGCUCUGCAGGACCUCAAGACAUAUCAGGCCCACCUCAGCCUGAACAGCCAAAAGACGUUGAACAGCGACGACUUUGACCUCGACGAGGCGUACGAGGCGUGGAAGGACAAGGAGAUUCCUGACCUCUCGCAAAUGAUCCUUGCCAUCCUCCAGUCGAAUCCUGAGCUGGCCAAGAGUUCGCCUGGAGGCUCUGUGCCGCAGUUCAAACCCCAUCCGACGCUAGAUCAUGGAUACGCCGACUCGUCAAGACAGGGCUCACAAUCCUCGGAGGCUGGCUCGCCAUACGUGGUUGAUCAACCGGUGGACAUGAGCCAACUCAACAUUCGUGAUGAUUCGAGUGACGGCACAUCGUACUCGUUCAUCCCAUCAGACCCUCGUGCCUACUAUCGCGCCGUAGUGAAGGAAGCAUUGACAUACGAUCUAGCAGACGCCAGCCAAAACGCAAAUGACGAGACGAGCGAGACACCCUCAACGAAGCUGUUGUCGAAGCAAUCUGUAGAGCUUCUCAAUGAGAUUGCAGUGCGCUGGCGCAUACCUCAUUUCUCUCGUUCUAUCCUCUUCAUGGACGUCAUUCGGGAAAAGUACGUCAAUCAAGAGAUUGAUUUGGAUACUCUGGAUGCCGCCUUCAACUAUGUCAAAGAGCCACCACCACCACCAGAUAAGAAAUCCAACAGAAUGAGUUACAUUCCUGUACAGGACAACCUGUUCGAUCGGACAAAAUGGACAGUGCACGACUAUGCUCUCAAUCAGCAAAUCUUGAUGUCCCUACACGAAACUCUCUUGCGAGAACUCUUUGAGCUGAUGAUGUACGUAUAUGAUGCCAAGCCUCCAUCACUAGGGCCCGUCAUGUACAUCCUAGAGAGCCACAUCUACGAUGACCCAACUUUUCCUGGCACAGAGGAAGACAUGGAUCAAUUCACCGAGCAGCUACGGGUGGCGCUGAGGCAAAAGGCUGGCGACGUAUACCGCGACUUACUUGCGAAGCAUAUUCCUGAUACCAAAGAAGAAUGGGAGUUUUACCACGUCAUCGAGCUGGGACGUGCGGUGGUCAAGCUGUGCGAACGGAUACAAAAGCGAUACCGCAAAAAUCCAGAGAUCAUGGGCGUCAGUCCAAUGAUGUGUCUUGUUGAAGAAAUGUUCCCUGCCUACGCUUCAGAUGCAAGAGACUUGGUCGCUCGCAUCAUGGACGUGGCGCAUAGUAAGAACGAAGAAGUGCCUGUGCAGGACGGAUUCGACCUUUAUAAAGAGCUGGUCGAGAUACGGCGCAUCCACAGCGAUGCACUCCCUAAUAGGAAGUUUGCUUUCAACAUCGAGGGGCUACUGCAAGACUUUGUUUGGAGAUGGAUCGAAAUGACUGACCAGAAUCUGAUUGGCUGGGUAGAGAACGCCUUCAAGGCCGACACAUUUCAAAUCCAGUCGCAGAAUCCCAUACCUACCGAUGAAGAACGACAUAGCGUCUCCGUCGUUGACAUAUUUCGCUCAUUUAAUCAAAGUAUCGAGCAGAUUGUCUCACUGAAUUGGGAUAAUGACCUCCAGUACGCCAAGUUUAUGACAGCAUUAUCCAAGUCGAUUGGUAUUGCGCUGGCGAGAUACUGCGAGCUCGUGGAGCAGAAGUUCGCCAAGGAGAUGGACCGCCUGACACCUGAGCAAGCAGCUGCCAUGCGCCAGACAAGACAAGAGAAGUGGAUAUCCAUGGCAAAAGACAUGUACAACCAAAAGGAAAGGGCGGAGCCUUUUCAAUUCUACCCAGAGUCGCUUGUCAAACUCAACAACAUUGAGUAUGCGAUGCAGCAGCUAGACAAACUGGAGCGUGAGAUUGGCGUAGAUGCUUGUGCGGAAGUAAUUCAUAAGAACACCCCGGCACCGGCACAACGUAGCCGAAACAACAACUUCGUCUUCACGAUUAAGAUCAUUGAAGCUGAAGAUCUCAAGGCUUGUGACAUGAAUGGCCUCAGCGAUCCUUACGUCGUUCUGGGAGACGAGUACCAAAAGCGCCUAGCGAAAACGCGUGUUAUUUAUGGUAGCCUGAACCCGCGGUGGGACGAAACCAUUGACAUCACCACGAACGGCCCGUUGAACAUUGUUGCUACAAUCUGGGAUUGGGACACCCUAGGAGAUCAUGACUGCGUCGGUCGGACCUCGCUCAAAUUAGAUCCAUCACACUUCCGAGACUACAUGCCUCGCGAGUACUGGCUGGAUCUCGACACCCAAGGCCGCCUCCUACUACGAGUUAGUAUGGAAGGUGAGCGAGACGACAUCCAAUUUUACUUCGGCAAAUCGUUCAGAACCCUCAAGAGGACCGAACGAGACAUGACACGCAAGAUCACCGACAAACUCUCCUCCUUCAUCAACGAAACCCUCUCCCGCCGUACCCUCAAAGCCCUGCUCAGCCGCGGCAUGACCGUGGCCUCUGUAACUUCCUACUUUCGCGCCACUCGCCCCCAAUCCGUUGCCCAAGGUCCUACACAAGCCGACAUAACCCAAGCCCUCGGUCCUCUCUUCACCUACUUUGACGAAAACUUUGCCAUCAUGAAGCAAACCCUUACCGACGCUGCUAUGAUUAUGGUUAUGACGCGCCUCUGGAAAGAAGCCCUGGCAACGAUAGAAUCGCUGCUUGUGCCUCCUCUCUCUGACAAAUUGUCCCAGCAACGGCCGCUCACGCAGCAGGAACUAGAUAUCGUCUUCAAGUGGCUGAAGAUGCUAUUCGACUUCUUCCAUGCAGCGGACGAAGAAGGGAAUGUCGAAGGUGUGCCCAUGGACGUCCUCAAAUCACCCAAGUACCACGAGUUGCAAAACCUAAACUUCUUCUACUUUGAAGCUACAGAGGACUUGAUCCGCACGAGCGAAUCCAUGGCUGCAGCCAGCGCACGGCGUCAACAAGAAACUGCACAGCGCCUGAACCGCCAGUCUGCGCCCCCGAACCUCGGACAUUCCUUUGGCGGCGCAGCAGGACUCGUGGGUAUGCCGACGCGCAAACACAAGACUAUCAUGUUGAGUCGCAAUCUGGGCACCAUGCGCAAGGCCAAGGAGGAAAAGAGGAAGGAAGCCCAGGCGGAGCCGAAUGAUGAUAUGAUUCUGAGGAUUCUGAGGAUGAGACCCGAGGCUGAGAGGUACUUGAGAGAUCGUAGUAGGCAAAAGGAACGCCUGGCCGCCGCCCAAGCCGCAGAAAUGAUUGUGCGGCAAAGUCUCAGUUCAGGCGGUGGCGGUCGUAUGACUGGUGGAGUCGGCAUCGCGGGGCCACGACGAUAG
Messenger RNA from Plenodomus lingam JN3, 4107 nucleotides. RefSeq lists its product as uncharacterized. Lineage: Eukaryota; Fungi; Ascomycota; Dothideomycetes; Pleosporales; Leptosphaeriaceae. The record is from RefSeq and is a predicted model, not a curated record.